Messenger RNA from Ochotona princeps (American pika), 3713 nucleotides. RefSeq names its product OTU deubiquitinase 4 (gene OTUD4). Gene Ontology annotation, molecular function: K63-linked deubiquitinase activity; cysteine-type deubiquitinase activity. NCBI's taxonomy places the organism in Eukaryota, Metazoa, Chordata, Mammalia, Lagomorpha, Ochotonidae. Gene Ontology annotation, biological process: protein deubiquitination; regulation of protein K48-linked deubiquitination; negative regulation of interleukin-1-mediated signaling pathway. The record is from RefSeq and is a predicted model, not a curated record. Bases 290 to 3610 code for a protein of 1106 amino acids. The transcript is spliced from 21 exons.
CCUUGGCCCCCACGCCGCCUUCUCCCCACCCCGGGCGCGUGGUCUGUCUUGGGGAGGCGGUCGCGUGCGCACAGCCAUGCACUAGGCAGGGCUGCCCCCCUCGCCUCAUGCGCCUGGGGACCCCGGAACGCUGCCCCGGGGCCACCGCCUGCCGCCGCUCGCCGAGCAGCCUGAGCCUGAGCUAGGGUCGGAGCCGGAGCCGGAGGCAGGCCGGGGCGUCGAAGCUGCCGGCGGCGCAGCCAUGUGGGGCUAGCCCGCGCCGCGCCUGGCCUGCAGCGGAACCGGCAACAUGGAGGCGGCCGUCGGCGCCCCGGACGGCGGGGACCAGGGCGGCGCGGGGCCCCGCGAGGACGCGACGCCCAUGGACGCCUAUCUGCGGAAACUGGGCUUGUAUCGCAAACUGGUAGCCAAGGACGGGUCGUGCCUGUUCCGGGCCGUGGCGGAGCAGGUGUUGCACUCUCAGUCUCGCCAUGUUGAAGUUAGAAUGGCCUGUAUUCAUUAUCUUCGAGAGAACAGAGAUAAAUUUGAAGCGUUUAUAGCGGGAUCGUUUGAAGAGUAUUUAAAACGUUUGGAAAAUCCACAGGAGUGGGUCGGAGAAGUGGAAAUCAGUGCCCUUUCUCUUAUGUACAGGAAAGAUUUUAUAAUUUAUCGGGAACCAAAUGUUUCUCCGGCACAAGUAACUGAAAAUAAUUUCCCUGAAAAGGUAUUAUUGUGUUUUUCAAAUGGAAAUCACUAUGAUAUUGUCUAUCCCAUACAGUAUAAAGAUAGUUCUGCUAUGUGUCAGUCUCUCCUUUAUGAAUUGCUAUAUGAGAAGGUAUUUAAAGCUGAUGUUAGUAAAAUCAUGAUGGGACUAGACACUUCUGAAGUAGCUGAUGGAAACAACAGUGAAAUAUCAGAUUCCGAAGAUGAUAGUUUCAGGAAGAAAAGUACCACUGAUAAUGAUGUGAAUGGAUUUAAAGCUUUGUCAGGCAAUGAGCAUCAAAAGAACAAUGAGAAGUCUACUAGCCUUCCCUUGUCUAGAAAGGUUCUGAAGUCACUCAAUCCGGCAGUCUACAGAAAUGUGGAAUAUGAAAUUUGGUUGAAGUCUAAACAGGCUCAACAAAAACGUGAUUAUUCCAUUGCUGCUGGUUUACAAUAUGAAGUUGCAGAGAAAUGCCAAGUUAGGUUGGAUCACAAUGGAAAAUUUUCUAACACAGACAUUAAAGGUGUUCACUCUGAGAAUGGACCGGUUCCGGUGGAAGAAGUGGGAAGGAAACAUGCUGUGAAAAACCUCAAACCACCUCCCCCAGAAAGUUGGAACACAGUGUCUGGAAAGAAGAUGAGAAAACCAUCAGCUUCGGGGCAAAGUUUCCAUUCUGACACGGAUUACAGAGGGCCAAAGAAUCCAAGCAAGCCAACAAAAGCCCCGUCAGCACUACCUCCUCGGCUCCAGCAUCCUUCAGGAGUAAGGCAGCAUGCAGGGGCCCAGUCCCAGAAAUCAUCCACUGAACACAAAAAUCUUAACAGGAUACCCUCCCAGAUUAUAAGAAAACCUGAUCGUGAGAGAGGUGAGGAGUUUGAUCACAUGAGUCGAGAAUCUCACUAUUUUGGCCUGUCCCCUGAAGAACGCAGAGAGAAGCAAGCUAUAGAGGAAUCUCGUUUACUUUAUGAGAUUCAGAACAGAGAUGAACAGGCUUUCCCCGCCCUUUCUAUGUCAUCAGUCAGUCAAUCGGCUGCUCAAAGUAGCAACUCGUGUGUCCAAAGAAGAUCAUCCCAUGGAAAUGAUAGGAAAGGAAGCAGACGGAGAGUGGACACAGAAGAACGGAAAGAUAAAGAUUCUGUCCAUGGCUAUACUCACCUGGAUAAAAAACCUGAGCCAAGCUCGUUGGAGAACAUAAAUGAUGAUAAAUGUGCAAGAGUUUCCUCACCGUUGAAGUCAAAGAAGUUGGAGUGCCCAUCUCCUGCAGAACAAAAGCCAGCAGAACACGUGUCUCUGUCAAAUCCAGCUCCCAUUCUUGUGUCUCCAGAGGUCCACCUAACCCCUGCGGUGCCUUCUUUACCAGCCACUGUGCCAGCCUGGCCAAGUGAACCUACAACUUUUGGACCAACAGGUGUUCCUGCUCAAAUUCCCGUUUUGUCGGUGACACAGACUCUGACCACUGGACCCGAUUCUGCCGUAUCCCAGGCUCAUUUGACACCUUCUCCAGUUCCUGUAUCCAUGCAGGCGGUUAACCAGCCCUUGAUGCCUUUGCCUCAGACAUUGAGCCUUUACCAGGACCCACUGUAUCCUGGAUUUCCUUACAAUGAAAAGGGAGAUCGAGCCAUCGCACCACCUUACUCACUGUGUCAUACUGGAGAGGACCUGCCUAAAGACAAGAACAUUCUUCGGUUCUUCUUCAAUCUUGGAGUGAAGGCAUAUAGUUGUCCGAUGUGGGCUCCACAUUCUUACCUGUACCCUCUGCACCAGGCCUACCUGGCGGCCUGCAGGAUGUACCCAAAGGUCCCUGUCCCUGUCUAUCCUCAUAAUCCUUGGUUCCAAGAAGCUCCUGCUGCUCAGAGUGAAAGUGAUUGUCCUUGUACCGACGCACACUUUCCUGUGCAACCUGAGGCCAGUGUUAAUGGCCAAAUGCCACAGGCAGAGAUGGGACCGCCGACCUUUUCUUCACCUCUGGUUAUCCCUCCGUCUCAGGUGUCUGAAAGUCAUGGACAGUUGUCUUAUCCAGCUGAUCUUGAAUCUGAGAAUCCUGGCCAGCUUCUUCAUGCUGAAUAUGACGAAUCACUAAGUGGCAAGAAUAUGUUCCCACCAGCAUCCUUUGGCCCUAAUCCAUUUCUAGGCCCGGUUCCCAUAGCACCUCCUUUCUUUCCUCACGUUUGGUAUGGAUACCCUUUUCAAGGAUUCAUAGAAAACCCAGUAAUGAGGCAGAACAUUGUCCUGCCUUCUGAUGAGAAAGGAGAAUUGGAUCUACCCCUGGAAAACUUGGAUCUGUCUAAAGAAUGUGAUUCUGUUCCAGCUGUAGAGGAGUUCCCAGAAGCCAGAGCUGAAGGUUCACAUUCUCUUCCGGAAACAAAUGUGAGCAGUAAGCAUGGAGGCCGGGCAGAGCAGUCAUCCCAGACACGAAAAGCAGAUCUGGCACUGGCUUCUGUUCCACCAGUAGCAGAGGGAAAGGCUCAUCUUCCCACUCAGAUUCUAAACAGAGAGAGAGAAAUUCAGCCAGUUGAACCUGAAGCUAAAAGGACCAUUCCAAGUCUGAAAGAAAAACCAGAAAAAGUAAAAGAUGCUAAGACUGCUGUUGAUGUGGUCAGCCCUGGGCCCAGCUCUGUGGAUAACAGAGUGCAGAGACCAAAAGAAGAGAGUUCAGAAGAUGAGAAUGAAGUAUCUAAUAUUCUGAGAAGUGGCAGAUCCAAGCAGUUCUAUAAUCAAACUUACGGAGGCAGAAAGUACAAAAGUGAUUGGGGCUACUCUGGUAGGGGUGGGUAUCAACACGUGAGAAGCGAGGAGUCCUGGAAAGGGCAGUCAAGCAGAAGUCGGGAUGAAGGGUAUCAGUACCACCGCAACGUUCGAGGACGUCCCUUUAGGGGAGAUAGGAGGCGAUCAGGGAUGGGUGAUGGCCAUAGGGGGCAACACACUUGAUGAUUGUUGCUGGAAACUCUGAGGGCAGAAACCCUUUGUGAGGUGGAAUGUUUCUGAAGGCUUUAACAAAUACAUUAAAAUAAAAAUCCAAAUUGGAACUGUC